Molecule: messenger RNA, 1266 nt
Organism: Juglans microcarpa x Juglans regia
Lineage: Eukaryota; Viridiplantae; Streptophyta; Magnoliopsida; Fagales; Juglandaceae
Product: peroxidase 5-like
Exons: 4
Coding region: 1-1266 (421 amino acids)
Biological process (GO): response to oxidative stress
Cellular component (GO): plasmodesma; plant-type cell wall
Molecular function (GO): heme binding; peroxidase activity; RNA-DNA hybrid ribonuclease activity
Source: RefSeq, a predicted model, not a curated record
AUGCAUAAGCGAUUAUCGGUUGAUGACAAGCUUCUGAGUAUUGGUGUGCCUAUUGUCUCCAAAUGUGUGCGCUGCUCAAGAGGGGCAUAUGAAGACCAGAACCAUGUCUUGGUGGAAGGUGAAAUGGCCUCUGCAAUCUGGAAAAGAAUAUCUGGGAGGUUGGGGCUGAGGUCUGAUCGAAAUGGAAGCUGGAGGCAAAAAAUUGAGCUUUGGUUUCGAAGGGCAAGGAGAUCCAAUAUAAGAGGUGCAGGAGGUAUUAUAAGAAAUGAUAGGGGUGAACUCAUUCUUGCUUAUGCUAAAAGACUAGAGCCCGGUACGAAUAAUAAUGCUGAAUUAAUUGGAUUGUUAUAUGGUUUACGCUGUGGCAUUUGGAAAUUACAAGAGUUUUGGGAGGAGAUUGUUGUGUUGCUUGCUGGUUUUUCGCACAGGAUAAAACAUGUUUUCAGAGAGGGGAAUGUUGUGAAGGAUGGUUUGGGAAAGUUGGGGGCUGAUGGUUUUUCAAGCUUGUGGACCGAAUCAUCUUCUAUCCCAUCACAGAUUAGGGGCCUUUUGCGAAUUGAUAAAGCAGACUUACCUGCUAUGAGGGUCUCGGAGGUCCCGUCCUCCAUUAAACAAAAAAAAAAAAAAAUAGUCGUGUCGUGUGCAGACAUUCUAGACUUUGCUGCUCGUGACAGUUCCUAUAAAGUGGGUGGUAUAAAUUAUGCGGUGCCAUCAGAACGUCGUGAUGGCAGAGUAUCUUUGAAGGAUGAGCCUGACGUGAACCUCCCACCACCUUCCUUUAAUGCCAAGGAACUACAAGAAAAUUUUGAAAGAAAACUUAGUCUGGAUGAAAUGGUGACACUUUUCGGAACACAUUCUAUAGGGGUCUCACAUUGUUCUUCCUUCUCAACUCGGUUAUACUCUUUCAAUGCAACACAUCCACAAGAUCCCUCGAUGGACCCCAUAUUUGCUAGAAGCUUAAAAGCAAAGUGUCCCCCACCAUCAAAUUCCAGAGAUGGACGUUUUCCAACAGUGCCACUAGACGUUCUCACACCAAACAAGCAAGAUAACAAGUACUACAAAGAUUUGAAGAACCACCAAGGCUUGUUGACAUCUGACCAAACUCUUUUUAGCAGCUCUUCAACGAAAAAUAUUGUGAGGAACAAUGCAAGGAAUGAUGCAGCUUGGGCCAACAAGUUUGCUGCAGCUAUGGUGAAAAUGGGUUACAUCGAUGUUCUCACAGGAAGACUGGGUGAGGUUAGGAAGGACUGCAGGUUUGUUAACUAG